AUGACAUCUCGCCUCGUGAAGCUCGUCGUGAUCGGACUCGUGCUCCUCGGAGGCGCCAGUCUGUCUGUCACGGCCGCAACUCCCCGACUUCUCGUCUUUUAUCUGACGCUUGACUAUUACCACGAGUCGUACGUUCAUGCUCGAUGAUUCAAGGCCCUUGCUCCCAAAUAUAGGGCUGACUACCUCCUGCUCUUCUCGGCACAAUUUUUCCCGGCCUACUGAACCUCUCGGCAACACCAGUAUCCCAACGGCCAUCUCCGCCAUCACCAGCCUUUCCACCUCGAACCCGACCCUAUUCACCCCCACCUUCUCCACAGACCAAAACCUAUUUACCGAGGCCGGGCUGGCCCCUUUUUCUGCCAUCGCCUUCCUCAGCAAUUCCGAAGGACUAGGAACCGGCGAUCCCGAGGUUUUGACGGAUAGAGGGAAAGUCGCGUUCGUGCAAUGGUUACAAGGCGGGGGGAACUUGUUGGCCUUUCAUGCGGGGACGGCAUGCCUUUUCAGGAUGCCCGAGUUUGGAGUGGCGAUCGGUAGUUGGUCAGUUGACAAACGAGCAUGCUCUCUAGAGAUGCUGCGGUAGGGGGAUACUGACAUGACAUUCAUCCAAUGCAGGUUCGACUAUCAUCCCGAUAUUAGUAACGCGGUUGAGUUUCCUCUAACUGCUCCCCCGGAACGAUCCAGAGCUGUCUUCUGAAGAGACUUCUGCUCCCGUCGCCAGACCUUCACAAAACUCGUCUCGCACCCUACAAUCAACAUGCUUCCCAAUCGACUCAACGUAGGUUGAUUAUGAGGUAAUGAGAUAAGGUCAUGGAGCAAAGCUAACCUCGCCGGAUAUCCACAGCUAUACGAAGAAGUCUAUUCUUUCACGACCGACCCGCGCUCCGUCAACGCGACCGUCCUCCUCACUGUCGACAACUCGACCUACUCGGACCCCAAAGCCGGUACACGACCUCACUAUCAAGGCACACCCCACCCGAUCGCUUGGUAUCGAGACACCCCUGUGGAUUUGGAGAAUGGUACGGCUGCGAACGGGAUCAAGACGAUGACGGGGAGGAUGUGGAUGACCAGCUUGGGGCAUGAGAGCUCGACAUGGGAAAGGCAAGAUUUUCAGAGUCAUAUUCUCGAAGGGAUAAGGUGGUCUCUGGCGAAUGUCGCGAGCUCGAAUACGACCACGACCGCGACGGCGGGAUCGAGUACUACGGCGACCUUGACUUCGGCGUCCGCGGGAACAUCAAGCGGCACGAGCUCGACGUCGAGAUCAGUGACGGAGAGUAGUAGGGCUGCGUCUUCUCCUGCAGCUACUACAACAAGAGCUGCCUCGAGUGGUGUGCACACCAGCAUUGAUGGGGUUGGGAUGUUUAUCGCGACGACUAUAUUACUCGUCGGAGCUGGACUGUUAGGGAUGACUGUAUGA
Messenger RNA from Microbotryum saponariae, 1414 nucleotides. Lineage: Eukaryota; Fungi; Basidiomycota; Microbotryomycetes; Microbotryales; Microbotryaceae. The record is from the annotation of a GenBank genome assembly.